GCCGGCGCUAUCUCGAGAUCAGCGGGCGAGAAUUCCAUUUCCGACCAGUAACUAACCUGAGUGAAAUGCAAUAUGACGACCUCAGACAGAGAUGCAGCUCCAUCGCUUGGCCUAAUCUUGAAUUGGAAUUUAUCAUAUGCACUGGGACUGAAUAUCAUCUCGUCCUUCGUAAAAUAUCACGUUCUAGAAUGCUUCAAGUGGUUUAUUUUCUCUGGUCACCUUUGUAGUUUGUGAUGCUAUAAAUAGGAUAUACGACAGCCUUGUUGAGGGGAGUUUUCGCGACUGGGCUAGGCACCAAUGAAGUUAUCCA
Molecule: messenger RNA, 310 nt
Organism: Aspergillus wentii DTO 134E9
Lineage: Eukaryota; Fungi; Ascomycota; Eurotiomycetes; Eurotiales; Aspergillaceae
Exons: 1
Coding region: 73-234 (53 amino acids)
Source: RefSeq, a predicted model, not a curated record